Populus trichocarpa (black cottonwood) is the source of this 2767-nucleotide messenger RNA. RefSeq lists its product as uncharacterized. Lineage: Eukaryota; Viridiplantae; Streptophyta; Magnoliopsida; Malpighiales; Salicaceae. The coding region runs from base 55 to 2655 and encodes 866 amino acids. The record is from RefSeq and is a predicted model, not a curated record. The transcript is spliced from 12 exons.
CGGCUUACCUUCAGCUCAAGCUUAGCGUCCAGAAGAAAGCAAAAAGCAGAGCAAAUGUGGAGAGACACAGAAAGAAAAAAAGAAGCAGACAGGGAAUUGACACAGACAACAGCAACAACAAAGAGUAUGAGUGGUGCUCCUGUUAAAAGAUCGCAUGAAGAGGGUGGUCAUUCUUCUUCUUUGAAAUUCCCUCCUCAUGAAGAUACAGGUUCGUAUCCUAAGCUGACAUCAGGGGUUUCAAAUGAGUACCAUCUACCAUAUGAGAUGGGUCCAGAUGCUAGGGUGGCUAAGAUUCCCAGAACUGAGUCUCGAGACGUAGAUAGAAGAUCACCUUUGCAUUCGAUGUAUCGAAUCCCACCAUCUUCAAAUGAAUCACACAUGGAUUCUCGUUUGAAUGUUGCUCCUGAAAGAAGGCCUGAAUCAAGGGAUUCCAAGGACUGCAGAGACUUCCGGAUUGAAAACCGUGAGCCAAGGACUGAUGCAAGAGAGAUGUACGGCGAGGCAAAGAGGAAUUCACAAAGUGUUAAAAAUGAAAAGGAUGUGAGGUUUGAGAGUAGAGGGGAUGACAAUAAAGAAGUAAAGCAUGACAGAGAAGCUCGUAUUGAGCCGAAGAAUGACAUGAAGAUAGAAAAGGAUGGUUUUGGUCCUGCAAGUAGUCAGGUGAAUUGGAAGGAACCAAAAGAAUACCAUAGGGGAAAGAGAUGUUUGGAAUCUGCAGGUGUACAUGUGGAUCCUUGGCAUAUAUCACGUGGAAAUUCCCAAGGCCCUGUUGAGAUUGAAAAGGAAGUCGUUAGUAUUGAGGAGAGGGAUCAUGCCAAAGUUCAUGAGGCAGUUGGAGAAAAUAAAGUUGAAUUGAAAGGUGAGGAUAGAUUUGAAGACAAGGAUAGGAAGAGGAAAGAUUUGAAGCUCCGGGAAUGGGGAGACAGAGAUAAGGAAAGAAGUGAACGAAGGGGAAGUAUGCAAGUAGGCAACAGUAUUGCUGAGGGAAAAGAGUUGGUGAAGGAAGAGAGAGAAGGAGAGAGGUGGGAGUGGGAGAGGAAGGAUCUGUCAAAAGACAGGGAAAGGUUAAAAGAGAGGGAGAAGGACCACAUGAAAAGAGAAUCAGGAACUGGAGCUGAAAAGGAGGGUUUGCACAGUGAAAAGGAGUCUGUGGAUGGAUCUGUCAGAAUUUCAGAACAGGAAAAUCCAGCUUUGGAGCCAAAGAAACAGAAAGAUUUUGAUAUCUGGAAAAAUGUCGAUAAAGAAGCUAAAGAUAAAAAGAAAGAAAGAGAAGCUGAUAUAGAAGGAGAUAGACCUGAGAAGGGCAGCACGAUGUGCGGGAAAGAAUCUGAUGAUGGAUGUGCAGAUGGUGAAAUUGCAACUGAAAGGGAAAGAGGAGUUUUUAACUAUGGAGUCGAGCAGCGCAAGAGGAUGCUUCGGCCUAGGGGCAGCCCCCAAGUGGUAAAUUGUGAACCCCGUUUUAGUUCCCAUACUCAGGACUGUGAGGGGUAUGUUCUUCAAUUCUUAAUUGCUGUUUUAAUUGGAAAUGUCGAGUUCACAAGUUACUUGAUUUCCUUUAUAUGGCUAUUGAAUUUACCUUCUGGUGCUCCAGGCAAAUCUGAGGUAUCCUCUGUCAUUUAUAAAGUUAGUGAAUGCAUGCAAGAGCUGAUAAAGUUAUGGAAGGAGUAUGAAGCAUCUCAAUCUGAUAAAAAUAGUGAAAGCAGCCAUAAGGGCCCCACUCUUGAAAUUCAAAUACCAGCAGAACAUAUUACUGCUACAAAUCGCCAAGUAAGAGGUGGACAAUUAUGGGGGACAGAUAUAUACACAAAUGACUCUGAUCUUGUCGCUGUUCUCAUGCAUACAGGCUACUUCUGUCCCACUGCUUCUCCUCCUCCACCUGCCAUCCAAGAGUUAUGUGCUACUAUCAGAGUGUUGCCUCCACAAGAUAGCUACAUUUCUAUGCUGAGAAAUAAUGUUCGUUCACGUGCCUGGGGAGCUGGAAUUGGUUGUAGCUACCGUGUUGAGCGUUGCUGCAUCGUGAAGAAAGGAGGUGGAACCAUUGAUCUUGAGCCCUGUCUUACACAUACAUCAGCAGUGGAACCUACUCUUGCUCCUGUAGCUGUUGAACGGACAAUGACUACCCGUGCUGCAGCUUCGAAUGCAUUGCGGCAACAGAGAUUUGUACGUGAAGUUACAAUACAGUACAACCUUUGCAAUGAGCCCUGGAUAAAAUACAGCAUUAGUAUUGUUGCUGACAAAGGUCUGAAAAAGCCUCUCUAUACUUCUGCACGUUUGAAAAAGGGAGAAGUUCUAUAUUUAGAAACACAUUCAUGCAGGUACGAGCUCUGUUUUACAGGAGAGAAAAUGGUGAAAGUGACACAGGCUUCUCAGGUGCAUGAAGAGACAAAUAAGAUCCAUAAUCACCACCCACAUUCCUCAAACGGUGAGAAGCACGACUUUGAUAAUGUUCUUAUUGAUGUAUUCCGGUGGUCUCGCUGUAAGAAACCACUACCGCAGAAGGUCAUGCAGUCAGUUGGGAUCCCAUUGCCCCUGGAACAUGUUGAGGUAUUGGAGGAGAAUCUUGACUGGGAGGAUGUGCAAUGGUCACAAACUGGUGUUUGGAUAGAUGGAAAAGAAUUCACACUUGCUAGGGUGCGCUUUCUAUCUCCAAGUUAGCUAUGGCUUCUUGUGUAUCUACAAACAGUUGUGUAACAAUUUGAUGUAUGCAGGAAUAAUAUUUGGUUUGUAAUGGUUUUAUUUCUUAAAUAAAUCAAAGAAUUGAAGUUAA